UUUGAACGCCAGCCCGCGGAGAUCCUUCCUGCUGUCGGGUGACAAGAGGAAUACAGUCGAUAGAUCUGCUGCAACCCCCUCAACAGAUGAUGAGAAGAACACAGAGAGGAAGAGAGAGGGAAAGCGAGGGAGAAAACCUAGAAAGAAAAAAGAAUAGGCCUAAAGACGGACGGUCCAGAUUGUUUCGGUGCACCCGAUCUCUUCUUCCCUCCAGCCCACAGUGUCGAUGGUCGAGAGGCAACAAAGAGCUCGAUGAACCCAAGCUGAAAGAGGAAAACAGUGGGAAUCCCACUGCCUUUAGACUAAAGUCGGUGUGGUGUGUGGAUUGUUCGGAAUGGAAAAGGGAAAGUCGUCAGAUGAAAGAAGAGAGAAGGGGACGAGAUAGAAGAGGACGGAGCGAUGAAGAAAACGGGAUGCAGUUGGCCAAGCCAAUCGAGCCAGCAAGCAGAGGAGGGGAAUUCGAUGGGGGGAGACGAAGGGAAAAAAAUAAAGGGAACCAAAGAUCCACCGGGUCCAGAACCACAGUUAGUAGUUAGUUAGUUUAGUUUGAAGACAGUAACAGUAGUAGUAG
Molecule: messenger RNA, 571 nt
Organism: Aspergillus homomorphus CBS 101889
Lineage: Eukaryota; Fungi; Ascomycota; Eurotiomycetes; Eurotiales; Aspergillaceae
Exons: 3
Coding region: 87-536 (149 amino acids)
Source: RefSeq, a predicted model, not a curated record